AAUCAAAACAGGAAGUAAAAGAAUAGGAGUCUACUUCCUCCUGGUUUCAACCAAAACAUUUGCUUGGUGCGUAAUGGAUGAGUCUGCGCGUUGAGGCGCACGUCUCCACAGGGCACAGACUCCAGCCUCCUCGGACCAUGCUGCAGCUCAACGACUCUGUGGAGCCAGGGAGUCCCGGCGCCGCGGUGCUCCACCCUGCGGACACCGAAGAGGGGGUGGAAGUCGCCUUCACGCCGCCCCCAGAGGCCGGAGCUGCUCACAGCUUCGCCCGAGCUGCCUCGGUGGCCUGCUGUCCCCCGCUCCAAACGCUCAAGCCUUUCCAUGUUCACAACCCCACGAUGCAAGCCAAAGUCAAGGACUACUUUGUGUUCAGGCCAGGAACCAUCGAGCAGGCGGUGAGCGACAUCCGGACCGUGGCUCUGCCCUCAGAGGACGGGGAGGUGCAGAGCGUGUGGCUGCUGGCUGAGGUUGAUCACUGGAACAAUGACAAAGAGAGACUUGUUCUCAUCACUGACAGGUCUCUUCUGGUCUGUAAAUACGACUUCAUCAACCUGUUGUGUCAGCAAGUGAUCCGAAUCUCCCUAAACGCAGUGGACACAAUUUCCAUCGGAGAGUUUGAAUUCCCACCAAAAUCUCUCAGCAAGAGAGAAGGGUACGGAGUGCGUGUGCAGUGGGAUAAGCGACCUCGAGCCUCCUUCUUAAACCGCUGGAACCCCUGGUCUACAGACAUGCCCUACGCCACCUUCACCGAGCACCCUAUGGCCCGCGCUGAUGAGAAGGUGGCUUCACUCUGCCAGUUGGAUAACUUCCGUGGCCAGCUGGUCCAGGCAGUGAAGAGGGCACACAAGGAGAACCCAAUCCCCGGCCGGGCUAACGGGGUCCUGAUCCUGGAGCGACCACUGCUCAUCGAGACCUACGUGGGCCUUAUGUCCUUCAUCAACAAUGAGGCCAAACUGGGUUACUCCAUGACCCGCGGCAAGAUCGGCUUUUAAGCACAGCAGCACACCCUGUCUGUGUUCAGGUUAAGCAAUAGUCUCCAUGGAGAGUUAUUGCUUUCCCUGGAACAUUACACAGUAUGGCCAUAAACUGUAUUUCCAUGAAGAUGAGCAGGUGAAGCUGUCAGGCCAAGUUAAAGGUUAGGUCUGUGUAAAGGCAAGCCCGCUCACAGUAAGAAUGAAUGUUUUUCAAGUUAUUUCUUAGCAAUGCAAACACCCGCAACUGAAUAAAUGCCAGAGAGAUACCUUUAAUGCCAUACUGAGGAACAUUCCAGGGAAAGCAAUAACAUCUCCUUUGAGACAAGCAGGUGGGAGUCCCUCCACCAGAAAAGUUAUGUAUUGCUUCUUUAAUUCUGUGUUAGGGAUUGCUUCACGGAUUUGCUAUUACAAGAGUCUAAACUCUGAGUCUGUUACUAUGGUUACCGAACUCUGUGAAGAUUCUAGGGGCAGGAACACAGCAACAUUCAGAAUUCUUUUUACUUUAUAUGCUGUGUUUAUGUGGUCCUCGGGAAUUUCGGAAAUAGAUCUGCUAAACUGGGCAGUACCUGGAGGACUAAAGUGUGAGGGGAGGAGGGGUGAGUCUGAAGGUAUAAGGAACAGUGUGACUGGUCAAAGUAUCCAUACUUCAAGCAUGGCCCCUAGAGCCAGGUGUUUGUAAUCAGGGCAGUCCUGCAUGAUGUCACAAACUACCUGAAAUAGCCACUGGAGCCAGGACACACCCAUUUUUAUACAUUUCUGACCACAAAGCUGCACAUGUACCUAGUUUGCACUUCAAUUGCCAAAAAAAGGAUGGGGAAUAGUAGAUAAUUCUGGUAAAACACCAUAUACAGUUACAGAAGCAAAACAAAAAAAAAGUUGUUCUAGUGUUUAGUUCCACUUUGACUAAACAUUACUAUACAUUUACUGGUUUAUGGCAUGGAUCUAUAAUACUUCAGUUUUACUGUCAAUUGUCCAAGAGCAACAGAUUUGCACAGGAAAGAGUUUAGUUUAGCUAGCUGGUUAAUGUUACACCUGUAUUAAAGUAAACAAUUAACAUCUAGCUUUUGAGAAGACUAACAACAACAAAUCUUACAGGUUAGCUCUAUUAAAUGUUAUUAUAAGUGAAUGACGCAUGCAUGUGCAUGCAAACAGACAUCUCAUCCUGGAAUCUCAAGGACCACAUGAAUGCAGCAAUAGUUGAGGUUAUCUGUCAAAUUCUUUUAACAUUUCUAAAUAAAUUGAAUAUUUUUUCUUAUUUGUAUAUGUAGCCUAUGGUCAUUUAUAUUGUAUUAAUUUAUUAUUAAAAUACUUAAUUUCAGAUUACAAGACAUAAAAUGUCUACAGUACAAUGUGGAAUAUUCUGCUCAUAGAUGGUGGAAGAGACAAGUCAGAAGCCAGUGGUGAGAGAGUGCAUGAAAUGGUCAGUCUUGUUCAGUUUUAGGCAUUCAUAAUGACCGUGGCCGUCUGCCUAAGUAAAGAAAACUCAGGGGUCUAGUCCCAUUAUGAGGUUGAACAAAACGGCUUGGACAUGAUAAUAGUUAUGUUAUAGAUUUUAAUUGUGUAUAAAUAUUAGAUGAUGGGAACUUAAUGCUGACAUCCACAUCUGCUUCUAAAAGUUUAAAAUUGUACAAAUUUUUACACAUGGAAUUUUGCUUAUUUGCCGAAUUACCUACCCUCCCCAAGGCAUUUCAAUGGAUAUCCAUCUUCCACUUCUCCAGGACAGCAGUUUAAGCAGGGACUCCUAGACGUUCCUCACUGCAGACUCUUCCUUCAGCUCCUCUGAGGAAAUCCCAAGGCGUUCACAGAGCAGUUCCUCUAGUCUAGUCCAAGCUUCUCAAACUAAUUUGACACUGUUAGUGGAUAAGGUGUUGUUGUCUUUUCUUUUUCUUAUUUAAUUUUAUUUUUUUAUUUUUUUUGCAAGUGCCAACAACACAAUCAACAGUAAUUAGAAAAAUAGAUUAUAUUAUAUGUAAGAUGUCUUGAGAGGCAAAAUAACCCCAAAAAUUCUUAUGUGAAAUGAAUUUAUGUCUCACUUCAUGUUGCUAUGUUUGUAAUACUACUACUUGUGGGUUGUGGUACUAUGGGUGCCUGUGUGUAUUGUACCCCAGCCUGAAAAUUUAAAUAUUGAAUUUUAUGCAACCAAAGGAUUUUUUCAUGUUGUUGAUGCUAUGUCAAUGGAUGUAUCCUGCAUGGGGUGACUGCACUGCAUGCAUGUGCACUUUUGUAUGUCUAUUAUUUUAGUGUAAUUAAAACUACACUUAUGGUUAUGUUUAAAUAGCUAUGUAUUGUAUUAAAAGUAUGUUGACGUUUUUGUUGCCUAGUUUUUGGAUAAUAAAUGCUUACAUUCUUGGGUCCUA
Messenger RNA from Periophthalmus magnuspinnatus, 3331 nucleotides. RefSeq names its product tumor protein p63 regulated 1-like (gene tprg1l). The transcript has 6 exons. Gene Ontology annotation, cellular component: cytoplasm. Bases 78 to 992 code for a protein of 304 amino acids. Lineage: Eukaryota; Metazoa; Chordata; Actinopteri; Gobiiformes; Gobiidae. The record is from RefSeq and is a predicted model, not a curated record.